Perognathus longimembris pacificus (Pacific pocket mouse) is the source of this 939-nucleotide messenger RNA. RefSeq names its product succinate dehydrogenase complex assembly factor 4 (gene Sdhaf4). NCBI's taxonomy places the organism in Eukaryota, Metazoa, Chordata, Mammalia, Rodentia, Heteromyidae. The record is from RefSeq and is a predicted model, not a curated record. The coding region runs from base 34 to 360 and encodes 108 amino acids. Gene Ontology annotation, cellular component: mitochondrion. The transcript has 3 exons. Gene Ontology annotation, biological process: mitochondrial respiratory chain complex II assembly.
CUGCGCCGGCGCUGACCGCAGGGAGUCACAGCCAUGGCGGCAGCUGGGCUCUCAGGGUCGCUGGUCCGCCUCUGGGCCUCCGCAUGGAGCGCGACAGAGUCCCCGCUCCUGUAUCAUUCUUGGAGAAAAAUGAGUUCUUCACAAGGAAUAGAGCCGAAACCUGUCAGCCCAUCCAUGAAGAAGCCAAAGGUGCCAGUUGGCCGUUUUGAUGCACCAGAAGAUUCCCACUUAGAGAAAGAACCACUAAAAAAAUUUCCAGGUGAUAUUAAUCCAGUUACCAAAGAAAAAGGUGGACCCAGAGGCCCAGAACCUACUCGCUAUGGAGAUUGGGAGCGAAAAGGACGCUGUAUUGAUUUUUAAGUCAAAUAUUCUUUAAUUUCAUUUUCAUCUUCUGAAUAUGUACAUCUGAAUUACUUAUUUCUAGGUAUUUUCUUUUUCUUUGUAGUAUAAGUCAUCUAAUUUUUAUCAUGUGUUUAAAUACAUAUAUAAAAUGGCUUUGGAAGAAAGUAUGCUGCUAAAACUUAGAACGGGAAAUAUUUUUACAUUAGUAGCUUAACUAAUAAAAAUGUAUUAGGCUAUAUAAAGUAUCAUAAGAGCUAUAAGCCUUUACUUCAUCAUUUUCAACUUACUCAGUUGCUUAUAAAAUGCACAUGUAAAGAAAAUCAUUUAUUUAAAUGACUGCUGUGUGAAUUACAUAAGAGUAACUCUUAAAACAUGAGUUAAGUAAUGCAUUGUAAUUUGCAAAGAGCACAGUAAUGACAGGAUUUUUUUUUUACUUAAACCUAAAUUUCUUAAUUAAAAUCCACUACAUACUAUAAAUGUCCCUCACCUUGGGUAAGUUAAUUAAAUUCCUGUGCUUUGUAUCCUUAUGUGAAAAUUAGAGGUAAUAGUUCUACCUCACAGAGUAACUGGGAAAAAUAAAUGAAUAAGUAGGUAUUA